UGAAGGCUUCAGCGACCCGUAGAGCUCAAACUGCACCAUGCUGGUGUGUCUGCAGAGACAGAACCAACCGGCCCAACACCAACACCUCACGUGUGCAGCGAAGAUCCUGGAUGCGCCGCUCAAUCACAGGAAUGAGCUGAUUUCCAUGCGCUACCCAUCCGCGGCCGAACUGGACGCCUACGCGCAAAGAACAGUCGACAGCCCGCUUUCAAUCCAGAUCUUCCCCACCGACAUCAGGGUCCCACAGCACAAGCAAAUCAGCAGGACCGUCAACGGCCUGGACACCGGCGACCAGGGCUUGGGCUCGUACUCGCACCCCUACGCUGGUGCCUACCAAGGCUUGCUGGCGAUCGUCAAGACUUCCUCCGCGGCCAAAGGCGUGCUAAAGAGCGCCGAUGGAAAACGAACCAAACUAUCCCCUAUCCAAAUGGCGGUGGCUCCGUAUGCGCCUCCCAGCGGGAACAGACACCGGCCGUACGGCGUCGUGUCCCAUCACAUGAGCCGUCCGUCCAACGUCCAGUCCAGUCCUUCGUUCUUGUCCGCGUCUUGCGCCGACUCCAGUUUUGCUCUGGCGUAUUCCGGAGCCGUUCUGCCCACUCAAAGCGCGGAUGUAGCUGGUUCCGAUUAUUAUUGGGCGCAUUAUCCGCACAUGUAUGGAUCGGGAAACCGCUCGCCUGACGUUUCCUACCGAUCCUACCCUCCCAGUCUAACGAUUCUAGACAAGGUCCCGACGUCCCCCGCGAUGCACGGUGAUUUCUCUGUUGGCCAGUUUUUCAUUCCUGCUUGGAAUAGCGUGCUUGCUACGCCGGAUAGCGACUGUUAUAACCCUCAGGAGACGCCUGCAACGCGCCUCCAUCCGUGCGCCCACCAGCCUCCGUCGUACCUGUGCUGCAGGCCGCAAGAGGAGAGCCUCAGCAGCAGCCUGCAGUCUCUGGAGUGCCUCAUCGGCGAGAUCCACCCGCCUUGCAUCAAGGAGCACAUGCUGGGACGAGGAUACGAGCCGCACCUUCAGCUGCCCGUGUUGAGAUAGGACGCUUCACUGCAAAACAUGAUUCUCUUACUUAGUAUUUUUGUCUUGUUU
This is a messenger RNA of Sinocyclocheilus anshuiensis, 1081 nucleotides long. RefSeq names its product protein FAM222A-like. The coding region runs from base 38 to 1030 and encodes 330 amino acids. The transcript has 2 exons. The record is from RefSeq and is a predicted model, not a curated record. Lineage: Eukaryota; Metazoa; Chordata; Actinopteri; Cypriniformes; Cyprinidae.